Messenger RNA from Lecanosticta acicola, 1041 nucleotides. NCBI's taxonomy places the organism in Eukaryota, Fungi, Ascomycota, Dothideomycetes, Mycosphaerellales, Mycosphaerellaceae. The record is from the annotation of a GenBank genome assembly.
AUGGCUGCCUGGUCUCACAACAAUUUCCUAAACGAGGUCAGAAUACAGCAUCCACAGGGAUCCACAGUCUUCACGAAUAACGAUACUCACAAGAGCGGUGCUCUGAGCGUGGCCACCAGCACGAAAUCAUGCGAGCAUUGUAGCAACACACCGAAAGCUAGCACUUUCAUCUUAUCCCCUUCGAAAAAGAGCUCUGUCACAAUCACCGGAAUGGGCUGGGAACAAUCUGACAUAGGCUACGCAUGUCGAAUCGAAAAGCAGACACAACCCUCCGUGGGCCCUCUGAGUGUUUCUCUCUGGAAGCUCUACUACGAAGGAAAUGACCACUACUUCGAGGCAACACACGGCAAUCAACCGCUCACCAUCACCUUGAUGAUAGCCGAUACGACUGGAACACCCAUCUGCCCCGUCUCGGACAUUUUCAAGAUAGAAGACGGCAUCUUUGGCAAGAUAGCUCGGUUUGACCAUUUCACCCGCAAUCCCGAUGUCCCAGUCUACGAAGCCGAAGAUCGUGUCUCUGUCGAUUUCGAUUAUCCCAGACGCGACCCGGAGAGGCAGUACAGAAGCGACGCGGAAGACCCCAUUACGAUUUCUACGGGCCGCAAACACAAACUCAUCUUCUCCUUUCCCACCGUCAGCAAGGAGGUGGAACAUGAUGUUGUGGCGGUGCAUUCCAUCAUGCCUUUCAAGAAAAUGCCAAAACCCGCCCUCUCACAUCCUUACGAUGGACCGGGGAUGGCACCCCGGUUUGAUGUUGUGAGGAUGAGCAGUUCUUCCUUUUCGACAAUCACCGAGGAUGGAUGUAUCCAUUCGUCGGAGAGGAUAUGGCAUAACCAUCGCUCCACCACGGUCUGGAUUCCGAAUCCGAUGCUGGACGAGGCGGGGAUCUUCGUUGUUCUGGUUACGUUGACGAACGGCGCGCAUGCUUUUUCCAAGGAUGUUGGGAGGGAGGAGGAUUUUCCUUUUGCGAGGGCGAGGAUGGAGAUUGUGGGUGCGAGGGAGGGUGUGCCGGUGGGGGAAAUGGCUGGGUUGGUAUGGUGA